CGAGAACCAAGUAUUUUUUUUCAAGAGUCGCUUAUUUAAAACUCCGAAGCGCGUCUUCCCAAAACGCGCGUAAAGCUAACUGCCGUGUUCCUCCAUCUCUAGAAAGAAAAAUGCCCGUAGAUACCGAGCUUUAUGAUCUUUUAGGUGUUCCUCCGUCGGCCAGUGAAGAUGAUAUCAAAAAGGCCUAUCGGAAGAAGGCUAAGGAGCAUCACCCCGACAAGAAUCCCAAUGAUCCUCAAGCUGCUCAGAAAUUUCAGGAGAUGGCUGCCGCGUCCGUUCCAUCUCUUGUUUCCCCAAACUCACCUGACGGUCACGCCUACCUUUUAGCUAUGAGAUCCUCGGUGAUCCAGAGAGCAGAGCACUAUACGACGAAAAUGGUAUGGCUGGACUAGGCCCAGGUUCAGGGGGACCAGGUGGCAUGAGUGAUGCUGCAGAUCUCUUUGCUCAAUUCUUCGGUGGUGGCGCAACUUUCUUCGACUUGGGUGGAGGGGGGUCUGGAGGGGGGCCCGCCGACACAAGGGCCAAG
Suillus subaureus is the source of this 526-nucleotide messenger RNA. RefSeq names its product DnaJ domain-containing protein. Bases 111 to 392 code for a protein of 93 amino acids. Gene Ontology annotation, cellular component: cytosol. The record is from RefSeq and is a predicted model, not a curated record. NCBI's taxonomy places the organism in Eukaryota, Fungi, Basidiomycota, Agaricomycetes, Boletales, Suillaceae. Gene Ontology annotation, biological process: protein import into peroxisome matrix. The transcript is spliced from 6 exons.